CACGGGGACCCGGAGUAAAUACCCCCUGAAGGCCUGAACGCAUCAUCAGCAUCCUGAUAGCCUCAUCACUGCCUCAGGAAAGGGAGUGCACAAAAAAGUUGACGAGCAAAGGGAAUCAGGAGAGUGUCGCUUACGCUCUCCAGAAACUCCCAGCGUCUAGCUAGAGCGGCUGCGCGCGGAGAUCGAGCCCGCCGGGAGACAAAAGGCAAGAGAUCAAACACCAAAGGCGGCAAUGGAUCAGCACGGGAAGGAAGAGGAGGAGCACAGCUCCGAGGAUUCGAGGGAUCACCAGCGCAAGGACGACGACGACGUCGAUGCGACGGCGGCCGAGGGGGGCAUGGAAAACCACGGAAAGUCCAUGGAUCAUCAGCGCGACGGCGGCGGGUACGAAGAAGCGGAGGAGGAGACCCUGCUCAAGGAGGUGGAGUUGGAGGUGGAGGUGGUCGGCGUACUCUCUGAGGAAGAAGAAGCCUCACCGCCGCAGCUCGCGCACCACCCGUGCUCGCUGCUGCAGCUCCUGCUCCGCGCCUGCGCCGGCUGCCUGGGCCUGCACGGCUACUGCAGCGACGACGACGACGACGCUGCUGCGGCGCCGGCGGUUGCGGAGUUGCCGCAGGAAGAAGGAGAUCUGCAGGGUGGCAGCGACAAGGCGGCUAGCUACUUUUUCAUGCAGGAAGUGGGCGCUCAGGUGCGGGCAGUGAGGAGGAGGCCGCCGCCGCCCAACCGUCCGAGAGAAGGCCCCGGUGGCGAUGGAGGAAAACACAACUAGGCAACGGUGAUCUCUUGCCUUCUUCGAUUGCUUGGCCGAUGUAUGGGCACCUAGCCUAGCUUUGGUGGUGGCCAAGUGCCGGAACAUGCAUAUCUGCAUAUGCCCCUCUCUACCAAGUACGUAGCUUAAUUAAUUACGACUUUCUAGAAAGUACGUUAGCAAAUUUACUACUAGUACCCGUGUGGGCGCAUGUGGCUCUGAGUUUUACGUAGGCUUCGAUGAUCUGAACUCCAAACGAGACUGUGUGUGGAAGUGUUGUAUAGUUUGCUAAUUAAAUGUGCUCAAGACAUUAAGCACUACGCCAGUACUUUAUAAGAACCCUAUUACAUUGGCAAUUAUUUGUUUGUUGGUGGGUGUGGAUUGUAUUUUCUUUCUUUUUACCGUCUUUCAAGUUUGGUGCUUGGCGAGCGCUCGCCAGAAGCGUGUUGUUUAUUUCAAACUUUUCUAUCUUAGGCCUUGUUCAGUUAGGGAAAAA
This is a messenger RNA of Sorghum bicolor (sorghum), 1244 nucleotides long. RefSeq lists its product as uncharacterized. The record is from RefSeq and is a predicted model, not a curated record. Bases 233 to 769 code for a protein of 178 amino acids. The transcript is spliced from 2 exons. NCBI's taxonomy places the organism in Eukaryota, Viridiplantae, Streptophyta, Magnoliopsida, Poales, Poaceae.